AUGUUUGUCCAGUCGUCCAUGCUCCGUGCCCGCAAUGGGGCCUUCAAGGCGCUCCGUCCCGCGGCCACACGCUCUAUUCACUCGAGCAUGUACCGCCUGCUCGACAGCAGUAAGCGCGUCAACGACGGUGGGCCCGAGGAUAUCCCCCACCACGGCAUCAACGUUGACAAGUCGAUCCGCAUGGACCACACCCCGAAUGGCGUAACCGUGCCCAGCGCCAUCGACCACAAGCGACAGCAGCAGAUCGUGCAUCGUGGAAUCUUUGAACUUUUCCGUGCCUUUUGGCUCGGAAUAAUGCAAACACGGCUCGGUCGAUUGGAGAACGUGGGCUCGGUCACCUCGGUCACUCUGCUGGGUCGUGUUCCUGGCCUGAGCUCGGUGCCUAUUGUUUCUCCUGGGGGCGUGCGGCGCUCUGAGCAUGACGGAGGCGCCAAGCGAUACGCUGCACCACCGACCUCCGACCGAUGA
This is a messenger RNA of Trichosporon asahii var. asahii CBS 2479, 468 nucleotides long. RefSeq lists its product as uncharacterized. The coding region runs from base 1 to 468 and encodes 155 amino acids. The record is from RefSeq and is a predicted model, not a curated record. The transcript has 2 exons. NCBI's taxonomy places the organism in Eukaryota, Fungi, Basidiomycota, Tremellomycetes, Trichosporonales, Trichosporonaceae.